AGAGAGGAUAUUAUGCAGCUCACAGUCGUCUUGUACAAAAUGUGUUUUAAUAAAAAAAAUGUAUAUAAAAAAAAAAAAAAAACUUCACGUCACUGCUUUGUGCUGUCUUAUUUUGUCAGUAACCGGAAGCUGCGUGCUGUAUUGUCUCCAGCUUCCCACUGGUCCAGAGACAGAGGAGAGGAUGUGACUACAGCCUCUCUAGCGUGCUCCUCCUCGGCCCUUGUUUGUUUCUCCUCCUGCCUUUCACCGUCGACAUGGAGCUCGCUGGGAAUUAACAGGCGUGUACCUCUUCCAGUCCUCAUCCUUUACCUUUUGGAGAAUGAUCCACCGGCAGGUUAUUUUACCCCAGGUUUUGGUCUGCUUUGGGUUGACUGGUCAUUAUGCUGAUGCAGCUCUGUAGUAUCAAGAACUUGUACCAGAACCGGUUCCUGGGCCUGGCGGCCAUGGCCUCCCCGACCCGCAGCAGCCAGACCCGCCAGCGCUGCAAGGAUGCGGUUCGACACAGCUACGGGCCGGACUCCUAUGCCGUCAACGGUCUGACCCAGGAGGAGUUCAUGCUGGGGCUGUCGCGGUCCACCAGCGACACCGAUCUGGUCUCCCCGGACGCUCGCUCCACCCUCACCAUCAGCUCCUCCCACUACACCAUAGGCCAGUCUGACGACCUGGUGAUCACGUGGGACAUCAAGGAGGAAGUGGACGCCGGAGACUGGAUCGGCAUGUAUCUUGUUGAUGAGUCUUUGUCUGAGAACUUCCUGGACUACAAGAACCGAGGCAUCAACGGAUCUCACAAGGGACAGAUCGUUUGGAAAAUUGACUGUAGCUCCAACAUCAGUGACCCUGAGACCCGGGUCUGCUUCAGGUACUACCACGGUGUCACCGGAGCUCUGAGGGCCACCACACCCAGCAUCACCAUAAAGAAAGUUUCUCCACCGGUAUUAAAGCCAGUAGUUAGUCCUGAAGUCAACCAUGGACUGGGCAACAGGAGACUCAUCAACUUUUCCUUGUCAGACCUCCAGGCGCUUGGUUUGAAGAAGGGGAUGUUCUUCAAUCCCGACCCCUACCUGAAGCUCUCCAUCCAGCCUGGGAAGCACAGCAUCUUCCCCUCGCUGCCACAUCACGGCCAGGAGAAACGCUCCGCAGUGGUCUGCAACACAGUCAACCCACAAUGGAACACCGAGAGGUUUAGCUUUGUGUCUCUGCCCACUGACGUCCUGGAGAUCGAGGUGAAGGAUAAGUUCGCCAAGAGUCGGCCGAUCAUCAAGCGUUUCCUCGGGAAGCUGUCCGUCCCCGUCCAGAGGCUGCUGGAAAAACAUGCCAUCGGGGAUCGGGUAGUGAAUUAUACGCUGGGUCGCAGGUUGCCAACAGAUCAUGUCUGCGGCCAGCUGCAGUUCCGCUUUGAGCUGACCUCUUCUAUACACCCAGACGAUGAGGAGAUCUCCUUGGUCAUAGAGGCAGCCUGUCCUGAGGGGGGAAAUGCAGCACAUGACAACCACGUUGCUGAUGAUGACACGCUGAGCGUGGGACCUGACAUGCCCGACCUCCCCCUGGAUGCCCCUUCUGACCCGGAGACCUCGGCACCACCAGCCUCCACAGCGGGAGCCUCCACGCCCGAGGAGGUCGGUCCCGCUGAGACGGAGGAGGCUGAGACGACACCGGAGGAGCUAGAAGCUGUCGAGGAGGAGAGCACGGUGAGGGAGGAGCCCCCGUCUGCAGAGCCACAGGUGGAGCAGGGGGAGGAUGAACAGCAGGAGGAGAACAGUGGAGAGGAGGGAGGAAGGGAGGAGAGUCAGUGUGAGGGAGAAGAGGAGGAGCAGAGAGCACCGCAAGCUGAGGAGGAGGUGACGGGAGAAGGAAAGGAGGUUGCGGAGGAAACGCAGCCGAAGCCAGACUCUGACAAUCCGGUAGUAACAACAGAUGAUGGGGCUGCUACCAUGGAGACCCCCACGGAGGGAAACAUCACAUCCUCUGUAGAACAAGCUGACGGGGCCCCACAGGAGGCGACGGAGGGAGGAGAAAGAAGCAGCGUCCCCUGCACGUGCCAAUCCCCCUUCUCAAGCUACAACUCCAACACUCCCCCGCGACGCAAAAACCGCCCCUGCUCCCUCCCGGUGUCGGAGCUGGAGACGGUGAUCGCAUCGGCGUGCGGCGAGCCGGAGACGCCCCGGUCCCACUACAUCCGGAUCCACCACCUCCUCCACAGCCUCCCCUCGGCCCAGCAGAGAGCUCCCAGCCAGGAGGAGGAGGACACUGGGGAGGGAGACAAUACGAGCACCAUUCAGGACACCACCUCCACGUCUCCAACACUUAAAACCUCCAAAGACGAGGAGAGGCAGGAGGAUGAGGACGAGGAGGAUACAACCCAGUCUCCCUCUCAGGUCCCAGAGUGUCCAGGCCCCUGCUGCCGUCGCUCCCUACCUCGCAGCCUCUCCAUCGAACGUCUCUCUGAGCUGAACCAGCUCCUGGAAGGAGAUGGAGGAGGAGGAGGAGGACACACAGCGGUCAGGAGGAUCUCUCCCUCCUGCCUGGAGAGCGAAGAGGGAGAUUCCAGCAACGGAGGAGGGAGAAGAGUCACCCACCGACACCCGGGCGAGAACGAGUGCGAGUUUUGCGACACCUCCUGCUACAGCACCUCGUGCUACAGCACCUCCUGCUACAGCACGUCGUGCUACAGCAACUCGGGCUACGAGGGCAGGGGCCGCUUCUGCAGCCACACCCGCCUCUCCUCGGUGGACAGCAACAGGCUCUCCGGCAGCACCGUGUUCUCCUCCCAGGACGAGGACGAAGACGAGGAGAGCGCCUUCGAGUCGGUGCCCGACGCCGGCCUCACGCCGGAGGGCCAGGAGGCGGGCGGGGCCGGAGGAGAGAGGAGGACGGGGAGGUUGAAGGAGGCCAGGAGAGGAGAGCAGGGGGAGCCAGCUGUGGCGGGGCCCAGCGACAGAACCAACAUCGGCUCAGACUUCUCCCCUCCUGUUGGCCAUCUUCCAGUCCUGCGACCCAGCCAUGACCUAAACCAUUUUCCUGCUGCCACUGACCAAGCCUUACCUCCAAACUGGGAAGCUCGUAUCGACAGCCACGGCAGAGUUUUCUACGUGGACCACGUGAACCGGACCACGACCUGGCAGAGGCCGAGCAACGGCGGCAAGUGUAGCCACGGUAUCCCCCGCUCGGGAUCCACACAGCAGAUGGAGCAACUCAACCGCAGGUACCAGAACAUCCAGAGGACCAUGGCCACAGAGGAGGACGGUGGGAGUCCCAGGCUAGAGCGGAGCGGCAGCACAGAGACUGAUCCUGAUACACCUCCGCCAACAGGCCCCGCCUCCCCUGUCAAUCACCAGAAGAUCAGCCAUCUCCUCCAGUCACCUGCUGUCAAGUUCAUCACACACCCAGAGUUCUUCACUGUGUUGCACAGUAACUAUGCAGCCUACCGGAUGUUCACCAGCAGCAGCUGUGUGAAACACAUGAUCCUGAAGGUGCGUCGCGACGCCAGGAACUUCGAGCGCUACCAACACAACCGAGACCUGGUGGUUUUCCUCAACAAGUUCGCAGACGUUCAGCUGGAGCUGCCCAGAGGCUGGGAGAUCAAGACCGACCCCCAGGGCAAGUCUUUCUUUGUGGACCACAACAGUCGAGCCACGACCUUCAUCGACCCUCGCAUCCCUCUGCAGAACGGCCGGCUGCCCGGCCACCUCGCUCACAGACAACAUCUGCAGAGACUACGCAGCUACAGCGCCGGGGAGGCCUCUGAUGUGUCCAGGAGUCGUGGGGCUUCUCUGAUGGCCAGGCCCGGAAACAGCCUAGUAGCCGCCAUACGAAGCCAGCACAACAACAACUCCCAGCUCACCGCUCCGUCUUACAAUGACAAGAUAGUGGCGUUCCUUCGACAGCCCAACAUAUUUGACAUGUUGCAGGAGCGACAGCCGAGCCUCAGCAGAAACCACGCGCUGAGGGAGAAAAUCCACUACCUUCGAACAGAAGGGACUCAGGGGGUGGAGAAGUUGUCAUGUGAUGCAGACCUCGUCAUCCUGUUAAGUUUGUUCGAAGAGGAGAUCAUGUCGUAUAUUCCGCCUCACCCCAUCCACCCCGGCUUCAACAUCUCCCCUCGCUGUUCCCCCGCCUCCUCGCCACAGAACUCUCCCGGCCUGCAGAGGGCGAGGGCUCCAGCUCCGUACCGCAGGGACUUCGAAGCCAAACUAAGAAACUUCUACCGGAAAUUAGAAGCCAAGGGCUACGGACAGGGACCGGGCAAGAUCAAGUUGCUGAUCAGGAGAGAACACCUGCUGGAGGGAACCUUUAACCAGGUGAUGGGUUACUCCCGCAAAGAGCUGCAGAGGAACAAACUCUACGUCUCCUUCCUGGGAGAGGAGGGAUUGGACUACAGCGGUCCGUCCAGAGAGUUCUUCUUCCUCUUGUCUCAGGAGUUGUUUAAUCCGUACUACGGCCUGUUUGAAUACUCGGCUAACGAUACUUACACCGUUCAGAUCAGCCCCAUGUCAGCAUUUGUUGAGAACCAUCUGGAAUGGUUCCGUUUCAGUGGCCGUAUCCUGGGCUUGGCUCUGAUCCAUCAGUACCUGCUGGAUGCUUUCUUCACCAGACCCUUCUACAAGGCCCUGCUCAGACUGCCGACAGACCUGUCUGAUCUGGAGUAUCUGGACGAGGAGUUCCACCAGUCUCUGCAGUGGAUGAAAGACAACGACAUCACUGACAUCCUGGACCUCACCUUCACCGUCAACGAGGAGGUCUUCGGCCAGGUGACGGAGCGGGAGCUGAAGUCGGGCGGCUCCAACCUCCAGGUGACUGAGAAGAACAAGAAGGAUUAUAUAGAGCGGAUGGCCAAGUGGAGGGUGGAGAGAGGGGUGGUGCAGCAGACGGAGGCGCUGGUCAGAGGCUUCUACGAGGUGGUAGACUCCAGGCUGGUGUCUGUGUUUGAUGCUCGGGAGCUGGAGCUGGUUAUCGCCGGUACGGUCGAGAUUGACCUCAGUGACUGGAGGAGCAACACAGAGUACAGAGGAGGUUACCAUGACGGCCACAUAGUGAUGCGAUGGUUCUGGGCCGCCGUGGAGCGCUUCAACAACGAGCAGCGUCUUCGCCUGCUGCAGUUUGUCACCGGGACAUCCAGCGUGCCGUACGAAGGCUUCGCCGCACUGCGGGGUUCCAACGGCCUCCGACGGUUCUGUAUCGAGAAGUGGGGCAAAGUCACAUCACUACCCAGGGCUCAUACCUGUUUUAACCGUCUCGAUCUUCCUCCAUACCCGUCAUACACCAUGCUGUAUGAGAAACUGCUCAUCGCGGUAGAGGAAACCAGCACGUUUGGCCUGGAGUGAGCCAGACGACACCGCAUCCCUCUCUCUGUGACACUGGCUGGGCUACAAUGUGACAAAAAGAGCAGCUCUCAUGGGCUCAAUACGUCGUAAAGAUACCCGGAUUGUACUCGACAAAGUCUUCGGUCUUGUGGAUAUAUGUCACUGUGUGUUAGAGUCUCUCACUUAGCUAUGAGGAUCUUCAUGACAGCACUUAGUACACCACAGCAGGACUACGGUUAUUUUUCUACUAAUCAUUGAGACUGGAGAAUAUGUAACACUACGAGUGUUUUUAAAAAAAUAUUUAUAUAUAUUUAAAUAUAUAUGCAUACCCAAAGAAAGGGUAUGUAAAAUGGAAUCAAGAUCAUUUAAAGUUGCAUGUACCAAAAUGCAUCAUCCAUCCAAUGAUGCAAUACAAAAAGUUACAGCUACAAGUCAAAUUAUUGCCACACACUGGCACUGAAAACAAGAACUUUACAUCACAUCUAAGACGUUGCUACGACAGCUAAAUACUUGAGAAGUUGUUGGAAUUUAUCUUUAAAUGUAUCCUUACAGCUGGGUUGAAAAUUUUAAUUCACAGAAAGGAUUUAAGUGAUAAAGUAAUGAACGAUAAAAAAAAACAUAGUAUGCUCUUAUGCUGUAAAGACAAGGAGAAACAGAGUAUAGUCAGUAGGAAAACUAAAAGAAAUAUAGACGGAGACCAAGACAAGCAUUUAAAUGACUACUGCGCAAAUAAUGCAAACAGUGCAAUAAAAAGUGGUUCAAAGUAUAAUGCAGAUUUAAACAAGCUCCUCACACAGAUGCAAACUCUGGUAGCUCUGAUGCCAAAGGAACAAUUAUAUCUUGUUUUUUUUAAUCUGGAGAGUCUACAAGGAUCAUUAUUUAUGUUAUCUGGACCGUGAUGGGCCCAGUAGGAACCUGAGACUGGGAUCUGGUACAUAAAGAAUUCAAGAUAUGCGAUGUAGCUUUGUGCCAGAAGCCAGUCUAAGGUCUAGGCCAAGGGGCCUUUGGGGGUAACCAGUAGAACCUUACAAUCGAAUCUAAAACUAAAGAAACGAUGUAAAGAAUUAUAUAGAUCUUUGUCUGUCGGUUCCAGUCAGAGCUGCAGAAGUUUAAGCAACAAGAGACAGCAGGAUGGAUUACUUUUUACUAGACCACUUAGCAUUUGGGUUUAAGUUCAAGAAACCCUGGCAAAUAAUGGCACUUAAGGAAUCCUGCACUUUGCAAGAUGAUUAAGAAGCGAGGCUAAGGCUGUCAGGAUCACUAUGUUUAAUUGGCAGAAACAGAUGUGAAGGCAAAAAAAUAUGUUUGCAAAUAAUUCAAUGAGUCCAAGAAGAGUCUUAGGGGGCCCAAAUGUGAUCCCUGAGAAACUGUUGAGGAUUUUGAUGAGAUAACUAAAAUGAUUUACUGGGAAAAUAGGAGCUGGACCACUGAAAGGAUACAUCACCGUCAAUAAUAGUUAAGCCAACCAUACAUAUUCUCUUGUUGUACUCUCCUAUAAUGAUAGCAGUGAAGUUUCUUUUUCAAGCAAUAUCAAUGUCUUCGCCAAGCUCCUCAGUAAUUAGCAGAGACACAUGCUAAAAGUCUUUCUUUUGCUUAGAAAUAGGAGUGGUCGGGCACACUGAAACUUGGGAAAGGGUAAUAUAGGGAUAGUUCAUAAACAAUUGGCCUUUGGUCUAAUUAUGAUACAGCACACUCGACAGCAAAUCCAGGUAAAGGGUGUGGUAUAUCCCCUUAAAAUAGGUGGGUCUAAUGGGUAGUACCAGACUCAACAGCUACUACAAUACUUCAUCCAUUUCAGAUAAUCAAGAUGGUAUCAUCCAGGAAAGGCCUUGAUCUGGACCUUCACCAUCCCAUUCUCUGUCUCCCCGUCCGUCCUCUGGCUCAGUCCAAAGUAAGGACAGCAGCUGGGCGCUGACCUUCCAUGUUCUCCUCUGAAUGGACAGCAAUGUUACUGAUUACUCUCCAAGCUUUCUUGCUCUGCUUUUAAAGGCAGAGACGAUGAUCACGUCUCUAUCAAAGUAGCCAUCGAUUCCAACACAAGGGCUUCUGGGGAUUCCUUCUGCGGAGACGGAGGGUGAUCGUGUCGACCAAGCAAACAGUUUGUGAUUCCUUGACGACAAAGAAUGGACACUGUCUCCAGCUGGUAACUUUCUAUGAAUCCUUGUGGUCAGAGUGGUGCUUCACCUUUUCAGCAUCUCUGGUCCUGCUGUUUGAAUGGGAGAUGGCUCUUAUUCGAGUCCUCCACUGAUGAACUUGUUCUCUCUGACUGUGUAUGUUCACCAUGGCGUUUGCUCUUCGCACGGAGCAGGUACUCCCAAUAUCUCAAACCUUUACCGUUUCAAACAAUGUGACUGGUGCAAAGCAGCAUGUAGGUCUCAAAGGGCCUGGGAUCAUUGGAUCGCCCCACCCGGAUCCGAUCCAGUCCUUCUGGUAUAUACUUGUGAUGUGUACAGGGGCCCUUGGACAAACCAGUGUAAUAUAUGCAAUAGUUAAGACCUUUACUCCAAUGUGUUCCACAGUCUACCAUGUUCUUUCAGACAAUGAGCGACUGCAGUGUACCCUCAGCAUUCCCAGCCCCUCAUCUACAUUUCUAGUCCAGUAAUGGAACUGUGCCUCAGUUACUUACUGCCUCAUGCGUGGCCCGUGGGGUUGUUGGCGCUUCCUCGUUAAGUACUUGAGCCUGACGUAAGGAAAGUCCUGAGUUCGGAUAUUAAUUGCCUUGGUUCUUUUUGAAAACAGUUUGCAUGUUCUCUCUAGUGUCCGUGCGGGUUUCCUUUCAUGCUUUAAACACAAGUCAGGUUCAUCGGAGCCCAUUUUACACAUAACCACCUCACGCGUCUUGGACAGAUAAGCUAUCUGAUAUCAAACAAGCCAAGUAUAAAUGCAACCGAGAAGCAUUAAAGCUGGAUUGAAAUCUGACACAUUUUAGCCAGAUGUUGAAAAGGUUAUAAAAGCUUUCAUUUCUCAAAGCCACAUACAUUAUCUUUACUCCCCCCACGCGUGAUGUCACGUGAGUCAGCAUCGGGUAUGAAGUUUGAAAAUGGAACAAAAAAAAAAAUUUGGGGGGUGUGGAUUUAGAAAGAAGUGAUCUUACCAGACCUCUGUAGCCCACUCCUCAUCUCUGCUUGAGGCUCCAGGCUACAUUAGCCACUACUAGCAUCACACACUCAACUCGCCAACUGAACUGUUGGCCUAUAGUGCUUUGGUCGCCUAAUCCUAACCACAUGUUUAUUUGCCAUGAUGACAAUCUUUCCCUAACCUUAACCACACCAUAGUUGCCAUUGCACAGAUAUUGUACAAAAUGACAAUUUUUUAAAUUGUUGCCAUUGGAUGUAAACAAAAAAAAAAAAAACUUUGGCAUUGAUCAUUAUCUGGGGUUUCACAGAAUCAUCCAAAAUGGACAUUCUUGUCUGGCCACGGGUUUAAGAUAUUAUGCCCUUCAAAUGCCAAGUGUAAAUAGGGCCAAAAUUACACACAGAGUAAAAAGCAUUUGUCUAUUAGCUUCAUAGACCAUAUAUUAAAAGCGGACGUAGUCACCGUGAUGUCACCCGUUGGUUUGUGGACUACCGUUUUGAAGCCUUGGGUUUGGCAUUGUGGCGUUCGCUAUCUUUUUUGUUUGUUUUUUGGAACCAGAAGUGAGCAUGUUUUGAAGAGAGGGUGGAGCUGGGGAAGAGCAGGUCCAAUUACCGUUAGCAGCUAACACUAGCUAGCUUAGUUAGCGAGGUCUAUCCGUAAUUCAUGUUAACUGUGAUAUUAAUUGGGGUGCUGAUUUUGGCUAGCAAAAAAAACAGGCUUGUUUGGAAUGUACUUAGUAGAAAAAAAAAUGAACAGCCGACUCCUUCGAGUGUCUUUUAGUACAAGCGAACGCUGAACAAUGCAGUGACAGCGACGCCACGGUAGCGACGCGUUAAUAACAUGGUAUCCACAUCGUAAUGCAUAUCAUCUAUUUGACUCUAAAUGGGACCAUAAUUUACUAAAUGAACAUCAUGCUGUAUUGAAGAAGACUCGAAACUAGUGAUUUAAACCAUAAACUCAUUGGGAAAAUGUUUACUGAGGUAAUAAAUCGACUGAGAAUUACUGACAUGUACUCAUAGACUUCUACUGUCGCCCCCUGCUGGCUAUUAGAAGAGUACAAGUUUAAGGCACUUAAGCAUUGGCUUUCCUUUUCAUACCCGGAGGUUGCCCCUCGGUUAGCCUCGAGAAACUGGCAACCUAUACAGCAUCCUUCCUUAUUAUUCACCCAAGGCAUGCUGGGAUUACCCCUAACUCUGAAUAGGAAUAGGUGGGUGUAAGGAACAGAUAGAUGUGUUUUACACACGUCCACAUGUUUGACAGAAUUCGGCCACAGCCGAACCUUUGACCGCCAUUAACCGGUACUAUUUUUUGAAAACAACAGGUUCAAAACUUCACUUUUUUAUUAUUUUUUUUCAUUUUGAAAGACCUAAAUGGUGCUUUAUUUGCUCUCUAGCUACAGAAGUUAUCAUAAUGGGGGAAUGGGGCACUACAAAAGCAACAUAAAUCCAGGAUUUUGCUGUUUAAUUCUUGCAGAAGUUUAGACCACUGCAUAUAUAUGUAUAUAUAUAUUAGACUAAGCAAAUUUAAGAAUGAUUAGAAUCAAAUAGCUGUCACUGUACAGAUCAGUAUCAUCCUUUGGCAGUGACGAGGCCUUAUCCACACAUCUCUACAACCAAGAGGACAAGGCUGUGAUUAUGUUGCAUCUUCCCCCGUCUUUUCUUUUCUACAAUCUUUUGUACUGUUAUUUAUACUGUAUUGUAUUUAUAAGUAAAAGGGAAGUCCCGGAGCUUUCCUUGAAUGUUUUGUUUGUUUUGCAGUUUUUUGAUGAUACGACAAGAAGCAUCAGUCGAAGAGUUUGCCUUCACUGUUGAAGCCUUUGAGUUUUGAUAUGUGUGUCUUUUUCUAUUAUCUAUUAAGCUAGCUGGUUAUAUCUGAAAUGUGCUUACCGUGGAGUCGGUUUCUGUUUCAUAUUUCUCUUUUUUCUGUUUGCAUCGUCAGUUUCAUUAUUGGGGUUCUGUCAAUAUUUUCAGGAAUUUUUUUAUCCAUAUCACGGAUGUCUCACUAUGUCAUAAAUUUCAGAGCCGCAUGUAUCCAGCAAAUACUCCGUGCUUCAGACAGUUUAUGACAACAAAUGACAUGCAUUAAAAAUGUUUGUGUGUAAUUUGUUGAAAUUGUUAAGACGGUGUACGGAAGGCUUGUUUUUAUUGGGCUGAUAUGUUCUGAGGAAUGGUUAACAACACUCCCAUAACACUGAUAUGUAAGUGCAUUGAUAGCAGCUAAUAUAGAAAUAUUUAAGUAAGCUUUUGGAGAAGUAAAGAAUCGUGAGGUGUCUACAGAAGGGUACGGUGUUUGUGUCUUUUCAUGCUAUUUAUUUGUGUAUUUAUUUAUUUAUUUUUAAAAGGGAAUUUAACAAAAGGAAUAUGUGAAUGGAUGGAUGGUGGCAUUGCUGGGAGGUAACACUGAAGCAUGCAUAUAUUUUUGUUUCUUGUUUUGUGUGUGUGUGUGUGUGUGUGGAUUAUACACAUAACAUGUACAUAAUGUUCGAAAGGUACAGUUCUGAUUUGUCUGAGAACGGGUUGCUAAAAUACUCAGGCUGUGCUAUCGCUCCACCACACCAUUAAACUGUUUAUGAAUCUCAAUAAAAAGGUCACUUUGUUACGUU
Molecule: messenger RNA, 10977 nt
Organism: Sebastes umbrosus (honeycomb rockfish)
Lineage: Eukaryota; Metazoa; Chordata; Actinopteri; Perciformes; Sebastidae
Product: E3 ubiquitin-protein ligase HECW1
Exons: 30
Coding region: 381-5321 (1646 amino acids)
Biological process (GO): regulation of dendrite morphogenesis
Molecular function (GO): protein binding; ubiquitin-protein transferase activity
Source: RefSeq, a predicted model, not a curated record